Messenger RNA from Cicer arietinum (chickpea), 1106 nucleotides. RefSeq names its product transcription factor MYB114-like. Gene Ontology annotation, cellular component: nucleus. Gene Ontology annotation, molecular function: transcription cis-regulatory region binding. NCBI's taxonomy places the organism in Eukaryota, Viridiplantae, Streptophyta, Magnoliopsida, Fabales, Fabaceae. Gene Ontology annotation, biological process: cell differentiation; regulation of DNA-templated transcription. The record is from RefSeq and is a predicted model, not a curated record.
CAGUCACUAGCUAGGUGUUGGAGUCUACAACAAACGGGUGGUUGGAUACCCUUUUGUUUUAUUUAACCUUCCUCAUGAAGGGUAGAUGUGUAUGUGUGUGUGGACUCACACCAUAUACCAAUUUUAUAUAUUUUUCCACAUUCUUCUAAAAUCUUCCCUUAAGUAAUUAAGUGUCACCACAAUAUUUUCCUUACUCUCAACAACACCAAAAGCCUCAUUCUAAUGGCACCAAGAAAAGAUGGAUCAACCAAAAAACCAAUGAAUAGAGGAGCAUGGACUCCAGUGGAAGAUCAAAAGCUAGCUCAAUGCAUUCAAACUCAUGGUGCUAAGAAGUGGAAAACUGUUGCAGAUAAAUCAGGUUUAAAUAGGUGUGGAAAGAGUUGUAGGCUAAGAUGGUUGAACUAUCUAAGACCCAAUAUCAAGAGAGGGAACAUAUCAGAUGAAGAGGAGGAUUUGAUAAUUAGGCUUCAUAAACUUCUUGGAAACAGGUGGUCUUUGAUAGCGGGGAGACUUCCGGGACGAACAGACAAUGAAAUCAAGAACUAUUGGAAUUCUCAUUUGUGCAAAAAAGCCAGUCACAUAGAGGAAAAACCAGAAACUUCCACAACACAAGAAACUAUAGCCCAGAACAAUAUUGUUGAGGACAUUGUCAUGUUAGAGAGUAAAGACUCAAUUAGUGGAAGUGUUAAUUCGGAUGUUAGCUUUGAUGUGAAUGAAUUCUUAGACUUUUCCACUGAAGGAUCAUAUGGGUUUGAUUGGGUGAAUAGGUACUUGGAAUUUGAUCCGAUUCAGUUUCCUGAGAACACAAAAAGAUCUGAGUAAGCAUUCUUGUAGAUAAGUAGCUCCAGUGAAGAAGUUCUACUUUUAAGUUACAUGAUCAUAGUGUCUAUGUAGGAGUUUUUUUCUUUCUAAGUUGUUCUGUCUUUUUUUUUUUUUUUGUUAAUUGCUUUUUACAAUUUGAAAAUCAUGGUUGUUGUUAAAGUAAAUAUGUAAUGAAUUGUGUCAAGUACAAUAGGAAAUGUCAUAGCACUGUUGUUGAUGUCUUCCCAUUACUACUUUCUAUAUUUGCUACUUUUUUAGCUUUGUAAUUGAUAUUUUCCAAACAA